Molecule: messenger RNA, 921 nt
Organism: Trichomonas vaginalis G3
Lineage: Eukaryota; Parabasalia; Trichomonadida; Trichomonadidae
Product: pectin lyase-like family
Exons: 1
Coding region: 1-921 (306 amino acids)
Source: RefSeq, a predicted model, not a curated record
AUGAGAGUUAUAGCCUUCAAGAGACAUUUAGAAGCUGAUUAUCCUGAGUUUGAUCUAUGGAAAUCGUAUUAUAAUGUUGAACUUGAUAAGUUCUAUGUUUAUAAAGGAGAUUUUAUCAAAGUUGAAAACUUAAACUUCCAGAAAAAUGGAAUCAAAUUCCUUCAUUCACUUUGUAUGUUCAUAUACUGUCGUUCCACUGCAAAUGGUGGAGCCAUUACCUUCACAGGAAGCAGUUCUAUAAUUGAAGACCGAUUUUAUGACGAAGGUUCUAUCAAUUAUGUACAAGCUGAAGAUAAAUUAACAACAGCCCAUCAUUCAUACGUAUAUUUGAGUUCCUCAGAUAGUUAUACCAUGAAUGAAGGAUGUCUAUUCAAUUCCAAAUUUGAGUCCACAAAUGUGGGAGGAAUUCACAUUAGACAAGGGAGUAAGACUAUAAAAUAUUAUAAUUGCUCAAAAUGUGAGUCAGGAACUAAUUCUGGACUUUUCUUGAGAGUUUCGUCGAAUGCCCCUACGAUUUCUUAUUGUAAUUUUAUUGAUAAUUCUGCAGUAUUAGAUACUUCAUGCUGUGUUGCCUCAGAGAACUCUGGAAAUAGCUAUUAUGCCGAUCAUUGGGUGAUGGAAAAUAAUACACAAAAAGGAGUAACUGGAAUAAUUGAGACUUAUAGCACCAGUAUUUAUAUAGAUAAUUCUGUCAUUCUUGGGGAUUCAGGUAACGGUGUUAUGUUUUAUACUUCUGGUGGAAGCAUUACUAUAACAAAUAGUAUUGUUGAGCAUUAUACAACAUUGUCCUAUAAUGGUGAAUUUGAAACAUCAAAUAUUAGUGAUAAAACAUCUAAUGGAUGGCGAUUCGUACUAUUAUCGCCUCCCUAUAUGAGACAAUACAAAAAUAUGCUCAAAUCCUGCAAGACAGAUGUUUUGUAA